Doryrhamphus excisus (bluestripe pipefish) is the source of this 1980-nucleotide messenger RNA. It is a transcript of the gene gla, whose product is annotated as galactosidase, alpha. Gene Ontology annotation, biological process: oligosaccharide metabolic process; glycoside catabolic process. Gene Ontology annotation, molecular function: alpha-galactosidase activity. Gene Ontology annotation, cellular component: cytoplasm. NCBI's taxonomy places the organism in Eukaryota, Metazoa, Chordata, Actinopteri, Syngnathiformes, Syngnathidae. The record is from RefSeq and is a predicted model, not a curated record.
ACGGAGACGGUUCACUGAUUGUCGUGCGAGGGGGGAUAAAUAGUCACCUCUAAAUAUGUUGUGGCUUGUGGUUGUCGUGGGUUUGUGGAGCCACGCCGGAGCUCUGGAUAAUGGCUUGGCGAAAAUCCCCACGAUGGGAUGGCUGCACUGGGAGAGGUUCAUGUGUAACAUCAACUGUGACACUGAUCCGGAGAACUGCAUUAGUGAGCGGCUGUUCAUGCAGAUGGCAGAUGUAAUGGUGGAUGAGGGUUGGAGAGACGCCGGCUAUCAGUACGUCUGCAUAGACGACUGCUGGAUGUACUCCAGCCGGGACGCCCGGGGCCGCCUUCAAGCAGACCCCGGUAGAUUCCCUGGGGGUAUCAAGAAGCUGGCUGACUACGUUCACUCCAGGGGCCUGAAGUUGGGUAUCUAUGCAGAUGUUGGCAAAACAACCUGUGCAGGAUACCCAGGGAGUCUGGGUCACUAUGACAUGGAUGCACAGACUUUUGCAGAGUGGGAAGUGGACCUGCUCAAAUUUGACGGUUGCUCCAUGGACUGGACUUUGCUUGGACAAGGCUAUGUGAACAUGUCCAAAGCUCUUAACAGAACAGGAAGACAGAUACUGUACUCUUGUGAGUGGCCCCUGUAUGAAUGGCGUUUCCAAAAGCCCAACUACACCGCCAUUGGAGAGACAUGUAACCAGUGGCGAAACCUUCCAGAUGUUUAUGACUCAUGGAGCAGCAUCAAGUCCAUCUUGGACUGGACUGCGACUCAUCAGGAUGUGGUCGUCCCCUCAGCCGGUCCUGGGGGCUGGAAUGACCCAGAUAUGCUGGUCAUCGGGAACUUUGGUCUGAGUCCAGACCAGGAGGAGUCUCAGAUGGCGCUUUGGGCCAUCAUGGCAGCACCACUCCUUAUGUCCAAUGACCUGAGGGCCAUCUCACCACGCUCCAAGCAGCUGUUGCAGAACCGCCACAUCAUUGGCAUCAGCCAGGAUCCACUGGGGAAACAGGGGUACUGCACCGCCAAGGUGGACCGUUUUGAAGUGUGGGAGAGACCCCUGUCCAACAGCAAGCUAGCCAUAGCUGUACUUAACAGACAAGAGAUUGGAGGUCCACGUACAUUUUCCUUACAAGAAACUCCUGGCUGGAAGAUGUGCAAACCGCAUUGUCAGGUCACCCAGAUCCUGCCCAAGUAUGAGGAGAUGGGUCUUAAGACGGGACACCAGGUCUGUGUAAACCCUUCAGGGACCGCUGUCGUCAUCAUCACCCCAAGCAGCCAAGCAAAGUUUAGAAUUAAUGAGAUGCACUUGUUGGAAAAGGUGGCGGUUCUUUAGACCCCCCCUCCACCAGUAUACACUUACACACCGAGUUACAGGGAUUAUGAAGAUGGUCAAGCACAGUGAAGAUGAAGAGAUAUUGGAAAUUUUAACACAUUUAUUGAAAAUGUUGACAACUUCAUUCAGAAGACUGCGCCACAGCUUAGAACUGGAUGACCUGGCCCUGUUGAAAGAACAAAAGUACUGAUGAGCAGGCAUCACAACACAAGCAAGUAAAAACAGAUGCAGUCACAUGUUUUAAGGAAAAUAUGUGCUAAGUCGGCUGGAAAUAUUUUUCACAGCCUCAAACCACCAAGAGUAUUCAUGUUUGACAUCUGGACACUUGGGGUGUGCUUUAUUUACACUUUUAUUUUUAAAACCUGAAUAAUUCAACUUUCAAUUCCACUUUUCUCUCUCCGCAAACUCAACUCUAUGGUUCUCAAUGGAAAUGUGUCAUUGUGCAAAGAGCAGAUGAUUUUAUACAGACUCAACUUAUCAACGCUGCUAGUUAGUGAGUAAAAACAAUAACGUGGUUAAGUAUCGGAAUAUACAUAAUAUACACACACACAAACCAAUGCAUGUUUUCAGUGCUUUUAGCAGCAUACAUCAUGGCUCCUUCCCUUCCAUACCUACCCUUAAUUGCACAAUAAACACUUAAUGAGUAGAAAUGCAUCACUUGCCUUUCU